AUGCAGCACUUACCGCACAUUGCCCAACUGGACAUUACCAUGAUGCUGAGGCGCCCGAUCACCUCCGGCAGCCGGCAGGCGCCGGAUCCGUACGAUCAGUUUCUGGAGAGCCGCUGCAUGUAUCGCAAGCACACGGCCAGGGACGCAUCAUGCCUCUUCCGUGUAAUAGCCGAGCAGAUGUAUGACACCCAGAUGCUCCACUACGAGGUUCGCUUGGAGUGCGUGCGUUUCAUGACGCGAAAGCGACGCAUCUUCGAACAGCAUGUGCGUGGCGAUUUUGAUAGCUAUAUGCUGGACAUGGCCAAGCCCAAGACAUAUGGUACCAUGCUGGAGCUGCGUGCCUUGUGCUGCAUGUACCGCCGCAAUGUCAUCUUGUUUGAGCCAUUCAAUUUGGGCACCGCAGUGACCUAUAACGAGCGCUAUCAGGAUAAUUUUCGUGUGUUCUACACGAAUGAGUUUCAUUUUGAUUCUGUUUACACAUUGGACUACAUUGAAACGGCGGCAAUAAGCCAGUCAAUCAGCUUUAAACUGCUCUAUAAGAUGCUCUUCAAGCUGCCCGACGUGAAUUUCGCGGUUGAGUCAAUGUUGCAUCCGCAAACAUUCGAUUGGGGCAAUUACGAGGUGGAGCUCGAUGCGAGGGGCUACUUUGUGCGCAUUAUCUGUUGCGAUGGACGCACUUUUUCGCUUGAUCUGCCCGAGAAUACAAAGUGUAUACUCGAGAACUACAAGCUUUGCAAUUUUCAUAGCAAUAUCAAGCAGUUGCCACAGAAAGGUUUGGGUGAAAGGCGCUCCACAUCUGUGUCUUCUGCGUCGGAGUCCCCAUCUAGACGCGAUCUAAGGCUGGAACUGCCGCUGAACAGCUUAAUAACUAGCGAGAGUACAGAGGUGCUGCACAUGUGUCCGAAUCCAACGAAUUCUUGUGUGCGUCAGCUGCUAGAUGAUGGCAUCACCCCAUUUCCCUACAAGGUGGCUAAGUCCCUGGAUCCCUACAUGUAUCGGAACAUCGAAUUUGAUAGUUGGAACGAUCUGCGCAAGGAGGCCAAGCGCUAUAAUGUUUACGCCAAUGAUUAUAAUUUCAAGGUGGGUGCCAAGUGCCGCGUGGAGCUGCUGAUCGAUGCCGAAAGACAAUUGUACACAUGCCACAUUCAAAAGAUAAGCGCUGAUAAGUCCUACUGUGUUGUCUAUGUCGAGCACUUUGGAAAGAAAUUUUUGGUGCCUUACGAAUCAUUGCAUCCGGUGCCGCCGGAUGAGUUCCGACCGUGGGCGGUGCCGUUCCGCUAUCAGCGUCAGAUGCAGCGUAUGCAUUUGGCCAAGUUGAGUCAAAAGCCCAAGCCCAGGUGGAAGAAGGCCAAGCUGUAUGAUGUGGCCAAUUACUUUGAGGCAAGCAAGUGCGAGGUUUUGCAGUAUCUGCAGCUAGACACCUGCUACGGUUGUCCUCCGUUGUACAAUGAGCAUGGCAGUCUGCAACAACAGCAACAAUCGCAGCAACAGGUUGAGGUUAAUGAGUCGGUGGAGUUGGAGCAACAACCGCGGGAGCAACGCUUCCAGCCACGCGACAAGCACUCACAUCUUCAGCAGCAACAACAGCAGCCGCCAGCUACUCAUUUUGUUAACUAUAUGCCCAUGGGUGGGCGACCUGGUCAUAUUCCGCCUCCGUGGCGCGGAUCGACGCUACCCAUGCCAGAGGAAUUUCCGGCUGGCGUCUUUCCGGGACCGCAACUGACACCCGAUGGCUGUAUGUUCAUGCACUUUGGUGGAUACGCGCCACCGCCGCCCAUUUCGCUGCAACCGCCGCACCCGCCGCCAUUUGGCACAGCACCAUAUAUGUUUGCGCCACCACCACCACCACCGCCACCACCGGCUUCAAUAUUGGUACCCUCGGUAGGCAAACGCUCUAGUUGCAGCACCAGCAGUAACAACAGCUGCACCACCAGCGCUGCUACGACUACCACCAGCAAAAUUGGAACGCGCUGGAACGAGGAUCAGACAGAGCCGCGCCGGUCGCUACAUGCCAAUGGCGAGGAUUUGCCCGCUGAUUUGGGCACCUUACGUUAUUUCUAUAAUAUGGGCGUUGAUAUGCAUAUGCGCUUCUCUCAUUUGCUGACGCCCGACGAACAGAUGAGGAUGUGCGGCAACAAGAAUAACAACCAAAACUAUCACAACACGGACCAACAACAAAAGGAAAGGAACGAUGAGGCAGUUGUUCUGGCAGCGAACGCUACCCCACCGCCCUCGCCGGUGGCAGCAACUGGACACAAUUCCCCAUGUUCACCCGCUACGGAGCCAAACGCAGACAAGACGCGCUCUCGUCCCAAGCGUGGUGCCUUCAACAAGGCGCGCUCCAAGCGCCCGGAACAGCUGCCCGAUCUCAACAAAGAUCAACAUCUAUCGCACGCAAUGCUGCUGCCCACGCCAACUCCAUCGCCCAACACCAACGGCAAUCAGUUUAACUUUUAUCCCACACUGCAGGCGGCACCGCCAACCCAACAAGCAUUGCCACCUCCACCAAUGCCGCCGCCGAUUUUCUUUGCCGCCCACAAGGGUGGUCAGAAUCCAUAUGCUUGGGGCAUGGCGCCACCACCAGCUGGAAUGCCGUACGAGAGGAUCAAUAACUAUAAUAUAGAGGCAGGCGGAGUAAAUGCACAGCAGUCUCCGUCAGCCGGCUAUGGGCCACCACCUCGUCAUUAAAGCGCCGCGACUCGAUUUCAAAUUUGUAUGCAACUACGAACAACGCAGUCUAUAUACUACAUUCACCAUAUAAACAUAUUACAUAUAUUCACACUAUGUAUUUAAUUAUAAGCCAACUUCACAAUUUGCAUUUCAUCGACUUUUAGAACUUGCUCGAACAACAUUAACUA
Drosophila novamexicana is the source of this 2858-nucleotide messenger RNA. Its product is annotated as protein ovarian tumor locus. Bases 1 to 2688 code for a protein of 895 amino acids. The record is from RefSeq and is a predicted model, not a curated record. NCBI's taxonomy places the organism in Eukaryota, Metazoa, Arthropoda, Insecta, Diptera, Drosophilidae. The transcript has 9 exons.